AUGCAGAAUGUAAGUGGCCAAAAACGGAAAGUCUUCACAAGGAUCCUGUACAGGAAUCUAAGGGUCCACAAAAGGAUCCACACUGGUGAGAAGCCCUGUGAAUGUGAUGAGUGUGGAAAGGCCUUUAAUUAUAGCUCUCUUCUCAUUCAGCAUAAAGUCAUCCACACUGGAGAGAAACCUUAUGAAUGCGAUGAGUGUGGCAAGGCUUUCAGGAACAGCUCAGGCCUCGUAGUGCAUAAAAGGAUCCACACAGGAGAGAAAUCUUACAGACCUUAUGUAUGUGACAUAUGUGGGAAAACUUUCAGAAACAAUGCAGGCCUCAAAGUCUACAGGAGGCUCCAUACUGGGGAAAAACCAUAUAAGUGUGAUGUGUGUGGGAAAGCCUAUAGCUCACGCUCUAGCCUUAAAAAUCACAAAGGAAUCCAUCUUGGGGAGAAGCCCUAUGGAUGUGAUGAGCGUGGAAAAGCUUUCAGAAAUAAUUCUGGCCUUAAAGUACAUAAACGAAUCCACACUGGGGAGAGACCUUACAAAUGUGAAGAAUGUGGGAAAGCCUACUCUAUCUCACUCUCAAGCCUUAUAAACCAUAAAAGUGUACACCCUGGGGAGAAACCCUUUAAGUGUGAUGAGUGUGAGAAAGCCUUCAUCACAUACCGAGCCCUUAUAAACCACAGAAGAGUUCAUCUUGGGGAGAAGCCCUACCAACGUGAUGUGUGUGAGAAAUCUUUUAAUUACACCUCACUCCUUUCUCAACACAAAAGAGUCCACACUAGAGAGAAACCCUAUGAAUGUGACAGGUGUGAGAAGGUCUUCAGAAACAACUCAAGCCUUAAAGUUCAUAAAAGAAUCCAAAAGAAGCCCCAUGAAUGUGAUGUUUGUGGAAAAGCCUACAUCUCACACUCAAGCCUUAUUAAUCAUAAAAGUACUCACCCUGGCAAGACACCCUACACAUGUAAUGAAUGUGGAAAAGCUUUCUUCUCAAGCAGAACUCUUAUAAGCCAUAAAAGAGUCCAUCUUGGGGAGAAACCUUUCAAGAGUGUCGAAUGUGGGAAGUCUUUCAGUUACAGCUGUCUCCUUUCACGUCACAAGAGGAUCCACUCGGGGGAGAAACCCUAUGUAUGUGAUAGGUGUGGAAAGGCAUUCAGGAACAGCUCAGGCCCCACCGUGCAUAAAAGGAUCCACACAGGUGAGAAACCCUAUCAAUGCGAUUUGUGUGGGAAGGUGUAUAUCUUACAUUCAAGUCUUAUCAACCAUAAAAGUGUCCACCGUGGGAAGCAGCCCUAUAAUUGUGAGUGUGGGAAAUCCUUCAAUUAUAGAUCAGUCCUUGAUCAACAUAAAAGGAUCCACACUGGAAAGAAGCCAUACGGAUGUAAUGUGUGUGGUAAGGCCUUUAAUAUCAGAUCAAACCUCACCAAGUAUAAAAGAACACAUACUGGAGAGGAAUUUCUAAAUGUGACAAAUGUGGGAAGUCAUAAUGGCACAUCCCAGAGGAGAACCUACGAGGAGGGAGGGAAUGCUCUGGAUGGGACCAGGAUGAGGAUGCCUCUGUAGCAGGUGGGGUUUACUGAGUCUCAAGGAUU
This is a messenger RNA of Microcebus murinus (gray mouse lemur), 1577 nucleotides long. The record is from RefSeq and is a predicted model, not a curated record. Lineage: Eukaryota; Metazoa; Chordata; Mammalia; Primates; Cheirogaleidae.